AGGCGGCUCUGGUGCUGGGCGGGCGGGCCCCGGAAUUGUCAUUUCUUUGUUUCCGAAGGCGGAGGAGGCUCUGAGCCCCCCCUCCCGUGCCACCCCCUCCCCCCGGGUGCUGGCUCCAUGUCUGUGUGAUCGGCCCCAGGGGUAGAGUCCAGGCCCGAAGCGGGGCGGGCCGGCGGCGGCGGCGGCGGCUGAGGUGAGAGACGGCGGCGGCGGCGCGGGCACCCGGCCCCCCAGCGGGAGGAUGAAGCGGCGGAACGCCGACUGCAGUAAGCUCCGCCGCCCCCUAAAGCGGAACCGGAUCACCGAGGGCAUCUAUGGCAGCACGUUUUUGUACUUGAAAUUCCUGGUAGUGUGGGCACUUGUCCUCCUAGCAGACUUUGUCCUGGAGUUCAGAUUUGAAUACCUGUGGCCAUUCUGGCUUUUCAUCAGAAGCGUCUAUGAUUCCUUCAGAUACCAGGGACUGGCCUUCUCUGUAUUUUUUGUUUGUGUAGCAUUCACAUCAAAUAUAAUAUGUCUGCUGUUCAUCCCCAUUCAAUGGCUGUUCUUUGCUGCUAGCACAUAUGUAUGGGUUCAGUAUGUAUGGCACACAGAAAGAGGAGUGUGUUUGCCUACGGUAUCCCUCUGGAUACUCUUUGUUUAUAUUGAAGCAGCCAUUAGAUUUAAAGAUCUCAAAAAUUUUCAUGUAGACCUUUGUCGUCCAUUUGCUGCUCACUGUAUUGGAUAUCCUGUGGUAACUUUGGGCUUUGGCUUCAAAAGUUAUGUAAGUUAUAAAAUGCGGUUAAGGAAGCAAAAAGAAGUGCAAAAAGAGAAUGAAUUUUAUAUGCAGCUUCUUCAACAAGCCCUCCCUCCAGAGCAACAGAUGCUACAGAAACAAGAAAAAGAGGCUGAGGAAGCAGCCAAAGGAUUACCUGAUAUGGAUUCUGCGAUCCUUAUACACCACAAUGGAGGUAUCCCAGCCAACAAAAAACUCUCUACAACUUUGCCAGAGAUAGAAUACCGAGAAAAAGGGAAAGAAAAGGACAAAGAUGCCAAAAAACACAACCUUGGAAUAAAUAACAACAAUAUUCUACAACCUGUAGACUCUAAAAUACAAGAAAUUGAGUAUAUGGAAAACCAUAUCAAUAGUAAAAGAUUAAAUAAUGAUCUUGUGGGAAGUACAGAAAAUCUCUUGAAAGAGGACUCAUGCACUGCUUCCUCAAAAAAUUACAAAAAUGCCAGUGGAGUUGUGAACUCCUCACCUCGAAGUCACAGCGCCACAAAUGGGAGCAUUCCUUCUUCAUCUAGUAAAAACGAGAAGAAGCAGAAGUGCACUAGCAAGAGCCCAAGUGCACACAAGGACUUAAUGGAAAACUGUAUUCCUAAUAACCAGCUAAGCAAACCAGAUGCUCUGGUAAGGCUGGAACAAGACAUUAAAAAGUUAAAGGCUGACCUGCAGGCCAGCAGGCAAGUGGAACAAGAGCUCCGCAGUCAAAUCAGCUCCCUCUCAAGCACUGAGCGAGGGAUCCGCUCAGAAAUGGGCCAGCUCCGGCAGGAGAACGAGCUGCUGCAAAACAAGUUACAUAAUGCCGUGCAAAUGAAGCAAAAAGACAAACAGAAUAUCAGCCAGUUGGAAAAAAAGCUAAAAGCUGAGCAGGAAGCCCGAAGUUUUGUAGAAAAGCAAUUAAUGGAGGAGAAGAAAAGGAAGAAGUUAGAAGAAGCCACUGCUGCUCGAGCUGUUGCAUUUGCUGCUGCUUCAAGAGGAGAAUGCACCGAAACCUUACGGAAUAGGAUCAGAGAACUAGAAGCAGAGGGCAAGAAGCUCACGAUGGACAUGAAGGUGAAAGAAGACCAGAUCAGAGAACUAGAACUAAAAGUCCAGGAGCUUCGGAAGUAUAAGGAAAAUGAGAAGGACACCGAGGUGUUAAUGUCAGCCCUCUCAGCCAUGCAAGACAAAACGCAGCACCUGGAGAACAGCCUCAGCGCAGAGACAAGAAUCAAGCUGGACCUGUUCUCUGCACUGGGUGACGCCAAGCGGCAGCUUGAAAUUGCCCAAGGACAAAUCCUACAGAAAGACCAGGAAAUCAAGGACCUAAAACAGAAGAUAGCUGAAGUCAUGGCCGUCAUGCCCAGCAUAACGUACAGUGCCGCCACCAGCCCCCUGAGCCCCGUUUCCCCCCACUACUCUUCCAAAUUUGUGGAGACCAGCCCCUCUGGACUUGAUCCCAAUGCCUCUGUUUACCAGCCCCUGAAGAAAUGAAGGCCAGCUGUGUGUUUUGCCCAACUAUUUGGUUACUGGAAAUCAUCAUACAGGAGCGUCUCUGGCAGUCAAGAUAAAAAGUUUAUAUUGUAUUUUGUGGGACUAUAUAUGUUGUCAUUUUUAAAAAGGGGGGAAAAGAUAACAUCCAAGUCUGAUUAGAACUGCCCAUCAGUUUUUCUUGUAAAUUUUUAGAAGACCUCACAGAACUUUACAGUUUAUUUUUCUCGGCCAACACAUUAAAACCAUUCUUGGAUUUCAAGUA
Molecule: messenger RNA, 2498 nt
Organism: Otolemur garnettii (small-eared galago)
Lineage: Eukaryota; Metazoa; Chordata; Mammalia; Primates; Galagidae
Gene: MACO1
Product: macoilin 1
Exons: 11
Coding region: 242-2236 (664 amino acids)
Biological process (GO): neuronal signal transduction
Cellular component (GO): rough endoplasmic reticulum membrane
Source: RefSeq, a predicted model, not a curated record